AUGCGAAAAGCCAUCAGACCGCAAUUGAAAGAGAGCUUGCGAUCCGACCGUGAAGUAUGGUGGACACAGAAAGUCAAAGAAAUGGAAGAGGCCGAGAAAGCCGGUAAUGCCCGGAGAUUGUUUCAGUUAAUCCGUGCGACCGGUCCCCGGAAACCACCUGAAAUCAUGCCCGACAACGAGCACUCGCAGCUCAAUCUUAUCAACCGAACGAUACAAUGCCUGCGUGGACAACUUUGUCCGUUUGGCUUUGAACUGGCGCCGUUUUUGGUCGGGUGGUACAAUGAUAUUGUAUCUGCACGUUUGAAAAUAGAUACGGUUACUGCCCCCUCUGAUGAUUGCGUGGCGCUGUGUAUCAUCAGCUCUCCCCAUAUGUUUGAAAACAGUUUCCUCCAUCAUUUGUUUGAUUGGUUCAAGGGAGAUGAGGUCACGUCGCUGGCGAAUGCUCUGAAGUCAAUUAAGCCUAACUUGAACGGUUGUGUUGCUCUUCCAGGACCGAAUGAUCCGUUGGACUGGUCCGUCCUUUUACGUAUUCACGAUGCAAUGGAAGCAUCACUUGGUGAUCUCAAAGCGCAACUACCAUCUGAGGAGUAUCAGAAGUUGAUACCAUCGCGUUUCAUUCCGGACUAUGCUAUGAAACCAGUAGUUCGGCUGCCCUACAUUCAUGUUCAGUGCGCGGGGCAUGUGUCUGGAAUAGCCUAUUUUCAUCGAGACGACCCGAUUCAUGGUAGUUCAUCUGCUGGUGGCUGCAGUUUGCACCCCCAUUAUGGCGGCUGGUUCGGAUUUCGUGGUGCAAUUGUGUUUCCAAACCUCCGUUGUCCGACACUGCCCAGACCGGUCCCAAUUUCUUCGCUUCCACCCGGGCAUCCUCCUUUUCCUCCCGAAAGCGUCACGCUUCUGUUGGACUCUUACCGGAACCGUUGGCGUGAGAACGAAUGGCGAAAUCUUGGCCUUCCGAGGGACUCAACUAACAUUUACUCUCCCGCUGCUCGAUGUUUCUUUAACACUCCACCGGAAAAGAGAGCAGCAUUGCUGGAGGGUUGGGUUCGUAAUGCUGACCUGUUGUCAUUUGCUGAUACUUUGUGAUCUUACUGUGCUCUUUCUGUGAGCGACCUUUCUAUCUCACCCUCCAGAUGCAUAUGCGUCGCAUUGUUGAAGUUUCUGCGUUCAAUUAAUUGAUUUCAUAGCAACGAGGAAUAUUUUUUGUUAGCAGGCAUUCCUACCUCACCUGCACAGUCUCUAGUCUUUUGUUAUAUUUUGUGAUGCGAUUUUCUAAACCUUUUUUCCUUGUUGAAUUUGUAUUUUCUACUCACUUUACGCAGAGAAUGG
Messenger RNA from Opisthorchis viverrini, 1326 nucleotides. RefSeq lists its product as hypothetical. Gene Ontology annotation, molecular function: cyanocobalamin reductase (cyanide-eliminating) (NADP+) activity; demethylase activity; FAD binding. Gene Ontology annotation, cellular component: cytoplasm. The transcript is spliced from 3 exons. Gene Ontology annotation, biological process: cobalamin metabolic process. The coding region runs from base 1 to 1083 and encodes 360 amino acids. The record is from RefSeq and is a predicted model, not a curated record. NCBI's taxonomy places the organism in Eukaryota, Metazoa, Platyhelminthes, Trematoda, Opisthorchiida, Opisthorchiidae.